Messenger RNA from Verruconis gallopava, 1549 nucleotides. RefSeq lists its product as uncharacterized. The record is from RefSeq and is a predicted model, not a curated record. Bases 242 to 1327 code for a protein of 361 amino acids. NCBI's taxonomy places the organism in Eukaryota, Fungi, Ascomycota, Dothideomycetes, Venturiales, Sympoventuriaceae. Gene Ontology annotation, cellular component: membrane. The transcript is spliced from 2 exons. Gene Ontology annotation, molecular function: metal ion transmembrane transporter activity. Gene Ontology annotation, biological process: transmembrane transport; zinc ion transport.
GUAUCUGCACUGGCCCCCUUUAACCUCACAUUGCCUGUGUGUGCGCAAUCACCGCUCCACUUGCCUUGUUUUUUUCCUCUCAUGCAUCGUGUUCUUUCCCCAGUAAAAGAUGGGGCUGCCGUGUUUGCAUAAGAGCGUCAUCCUUUGCGAGUCUCGCAGGUAACCCUUGGCACUGUCUGUACACUCACCCGGCACUCUCCUUUGAGCAAACCCGCGUUCACCCACCAGCUUCGUUGCAGCCAUGUGGGACGGAUUGGGCAUGGUCCUCGCGCUGGGAGGCAUUAUGGCGCUGGCCUCGUUCGUUGCCGGUUCGUUGCCGCUGUCCUUCGCGCUGAGCCAGCGGCAGAUGCGUAUCAUCUCUGCUCUAGGCACGGGCUUGUUGGUCGGAACAGCCCUCAUCGUAAUCAUACCAGAAGGCAUGCAGACAAUGUACGCCGCCGAUGCUCAUGCCGCACCAAAAGCACAUCCCGCCGAAGCACCAAAAAAGGGAGGUCUGGCUGCACUCGCCCUGCACGGCGUAGGUCCGCAGCAGCAGAGCAAUGAAGAGGCCGGGCGCGCGGAAGAGCUGGCUGAGCUGUCCGGACGAGCCAUGCACUGGAUCACCGACCUGUUCUCCAGAUCGAUACAGGCGCGUGAGUCCACAAACGGAAGCGAAGAGGCGUCGCAUGCCUGGGUUGGCGUCGCCCUGAUCGUCGGCUUCAUCCUUAUGUACUUGAUCGACGCGCUCCAGAAGCCGGCCCCAUCGCGCGGCCAGCACAUACCGCUCACCACUCUGGACGAGCCGGAUGCGCCGGACGGGACCAUAGAGCCCCAAAUGCCGGCCUCCAAGUCCACCACGAUUGGGCUCGUCAUCCACGCCUUUGCGGACGGCAUAGCUCUAGGUGCGUCCUCCGCAGACACAAGCACGCAAUCCGCUCUGGGACUCAUCGUCUUCUUCGCUAUCCUUGUGCACAAAGCCCCUGCAGCAUUUGGGCUGACCUCGGUUCUGCUCAAGCAAGGACUCGGCAAGCGCGCCGCUCGCGCGCAUUUGCUAUGCUUCAGCCUCGCUGCCCCUUUUGGGGCCCUAGCUACGUGGACUCUCGUCAAACUGCUUGGAUCCUCUAGCUACGCCAGCGUCGCCUCGGAAAGCAAUUCCCAAUGGUGGACCGGUCUCAUGCUUGUCUUUUCCGGAGGCACGUUUCUGUACGUCGCAAUGCAUGCCAUGCAGGAGACGGAUCACGGAUCCUCGAGCCAUGGCAAGUCGAGGCUGGACGUGCUCCUCACGGUCACCGGCAUGCUCUUGCCCCUAUUGACGCAGAUCGGACAUGCGCAUGCACAUGGAGGCUGAUUUGGUACAGCACCAUCAGGUCUUUGCCUAAUUGUAUACGAGCUUUAUGUAUAUACACAAAUUUCGUUCUUUCAUCUGCAAUUGAUGCGAUCCCUGAAAAUUUUUUUUAUUCUUUAAUUGCUUUUCUCCCCACAUGAGAUGGUGCAAAAGUGGUAGCGGAGUGACCCAUCCGACUCUACAGACACAAAUAAAAUAGAAGAGAAAUUGAGAACGCCAACAUGC